UUUGGUAGACGUCACAAGUCUCCGCCACAAUCUAUGAAUUCAAGGGGCUGUGUGGGGUUGGCCUCACUUUCGGACAAGAGUGGUGACAUUCCAUUUGACCGGCGUUCAAAAUUAAUUUGAUUACAGUUUAAGGAUUUGUUUAGAAUUAACGGCACUUUGUGUUUCUUCACUUGAGAAGGACUACUGUGAAGAGGGGAAAGAUGAAGUACAUUAUUGGAAUCGGCGGAGUCACUAAUGGUGGUAAAACCACCUUGACUAAUAAGUUGAUCAAGACAUUACCAAAUUGCUGCGUAGUGCACCAGGAUGACUUUUUCAAGAAACCUGAUCAGAUAGAAGUCGGGGAAGACGGCUUUAAACAAUGGGAUGUUAUCACCGCUUUGGACAUGGAAGCCAUGACCAACACUGUCAGAGGCUGGAUGGAGAAUCCAGUGAAAUUUGCCCGUUCCCACGGUGUUCCGCUGUUGUCUUCCUCCGAUGUGCGCAACCCAGAUGAGCAGACGCACAUUCUGAUUGUAGAGGGCUUCCUGCUCUAUAAUGACCAGCAGCUGUUGGAUGUUUAUGACAAGUGCUAUUACAUCUCCAUUCCCUAUGAAGAGUGCAAGCGGAGGAGAAGACUUCAAAAGCAUCAUCUGCUCAUCUCCAAUCUGAAAAAUAUCCAUCGUAGCUACCCUUGUACAAGACAAUACACUGUCCCAGACCCUCCUGGCCUGUUUGAUGGUCAUGUUUGGCCGAUGUACCUCAGGCACCGCAGAGAGAUGGAAAUCCUAUCCUUAAAUAUUGAGUACUUGGAUGGCUUGAAAUCCAAAGAAGAGAUCUAUAACCAGGUGUAUGAGGACAUUCACAACAGCCUGCUUAAUCGUUUAUAGCAUGAAGUCAGCACUCCUGUGUUGUACAAAUAUUUGUAAAUAUUUCCGAGGAUUUUUUUUAUAGACUUUUUUUGUAUUUUUGGGGGAAAUGCUAUGAAUUUAUUGUUAACUUAUCAGUGUUUCCAUUUUGAUCAAAAAGUUAUUGCUAAAAUGAUUUUAUCUGUUCACACUGGAUCCUUUGGUGGCCAGUCACAUUCUUCUUUCAUCAAUAAAUGUAUUCAUGUUGAAGAUGAACAUCAGUCAUCAGUCUUCUUUUUAGCUUGUAUAACUCUAAUGGUUAUCACAUUCAUAUUUUGCACUUCAAGAAAUAAACGAUAAAUGAAAACAAUAGGGUUUUGGUUUUCACAGUAACUUGCUGACUGGCUCUGCAUCGUAUAGGACUAAGAGUUUUUAAUCAUUUGCUUAGUUAUCUCAAUUAGAGGGUAAAAUAUUGAUAAAACUAUUCCAUAAUAGUGUUUGUAAACCACUGCAAACCUGAAAUGUGACUCCAUUGUACAAAAUUGAAUAUCUUUGCGGAGAAGCAUUUGACGUUGAGCAACGCUUCUAGUUUUUGAAUCUCAAAAUUGUAUUGUUGGCCAUUAAAUUCACAGCCGUAUUGGCAUACAUGGUGAUUGUUAAAAGGUGAUGUUAACUUGGUGUCUUUUUUUUGUUUUGUGGUUUGGGGUAUCUGGGCCACACGGGAUAUUCAUGUGUCUCAAUGUCAACUGGACCCUCACAACAGA
Molecule: messenger RNA, 1588 nt
Organism: Syngnathoides biaculeatus (alligator pipefish)
Lineage: Eukaryota; Metazoa; Chordata; Actinopteri; Syngnathiformes; Syngnathidae
Gene: mibp
Product: muscle-specific beta 1 integrin binding protein
Exons: 9
Coding region: 201-866 (221 amino acids)
Cellular component (GO): cytoplasm
Source: RefSeq, a predicted model, not a curated record